AUGGAGGAGCAUAAGUCAAAGAAAAGUAGAUCAAGGAAGAGUAAAAAGAGCUCCCGUAAAAAUUCAAUGCACAUUAAGAAAAAUAGGCACAAAUCAGAAAAAAAGAAACUAAAAUCUUAUUCUCCUAGCCUCAAAGAGUCUACCGAUGAGGAAAGUUUUGAUGAUCAUUCAGAAGUGAUCCCCAGUCAAUGUUUCAACAGAACAAAUACAACCGCUAUGAGUGCAUUCAUAUAAAUAAGCUCUUUUUCUCAUGCAGAGGGUGUAAUAAGGAUGAGAGAGAGCCUUCACCACAAGAGAUGAAACUGAAGAAGAGAGUAAAGAAAACUUCGGGGACGAUGUUUCGGGAGAAAUUAGGAAGGAAAGAAACGACAAAAUUUAAACCUGUGCCUCAAGUUAUUAUUGAUUUCAUACUUCAAAAGCAUAAAGGGAAUUGGGCCAAAACCACAGACCUAGUGAAUAAGCGGUAUAGCAAUACAGAUGGGUCUGUAAGAACCUUCAACAGUAUUGAACUCAAAAGAAGUUACGAAAAUACAAAGAAAAAACAAAAACGGCGAAGUGAAAAAAAUUAAUGAUAAAAAGAAAAACUUCUCUCGACAUAGGAGAGACGACGUUGACUCAUAUAAGAUAAACAUAACACCCUUCGAUGAACCCAAAAAUCCACCUAAAACCGACACCUCUACCAUAAAACACGGAGACACAAUCCUGCCUCCAACACCCGAUUACGAAUUCCUUGCCUCAAAGAACAGCAGGGACAGUACAAGCCAUGACGAUGAGAGACCUCCUGAGAAACAGAACUCAUCAAGCCUUUAUAAAAUGAAGUUAGGGAAAUCAGAAGAUGAAGGAUGAAGCAGAAGUAUGUUCGGAGAAGCAUAAAAAGGAUUUGGGGCAUUUUUAUUUCUGUUUA
Messenger RNA from Moneuplotes crassus, 904 nucleotides. The record is from the annotation of a GenBank genome assembly. Lineage: Eukaryota; Ciliophora; Spirotrichea; Euplotida; Euplotidae.